AUGCGCGAACUCGCCGCUCGCGACGGCGCUUUCGCCGCCCAUAGACGUGUGACAUCAUCGCCAUCAUCCUCGCACGCUCGCCGAGCGCGUCGCAGGACGUUGAUCGUCCGCGCGGACGUCCAGAGAAGCUGGCAGAGCAAAAAAUCUCUAAAGAUGCCCCUGCGGGACGAACACGCGGAGCACACGUUCGAGUCGUACAUCCAAGACGGGGAGCGAGUGAUGGGAGUGACUUUUCCCGACGGACGACGACGCGAGAAGUUGGACGGGGAGACGUGGCGCGUACGGUUGAUGCCGUUUGAUUUCUUGGGCGCGCGGGUCACGGUGUAUUGCACGCUGACGCUGACCAAGACAGAGGAGGGGUUGACGAUCGGCGCGAAGGAGCUCGAAUUCGUCGGGUUACCGCGCGAGAUGGAUUUAGAUGGGAAAGUGCGGCUGACGAUGGAGGGGGCGCUGCGGCCGCCCAGGGGGGACGGGAACGUGAACGGAGACGUGACGCUGACGCUGGACGCGGCGGUGAACGACUUUGUGGCGAUGAAUCCGGCGUUAGAUUUUGUGGUGAACGGAAUCAACGACACGGUGUUGGCGAAUUUACAGGGUUCGAUUGAGAAGAGUUUGCUCGCGGAUUACGGGCGAUGGUGGCGACAGUGCGAGCGUCUGGAGGCGCGAAGGAGCGCCAAGGCGGCGGCGGCAAACUAA
This is a messenger RNA of Ostreococcus tauri, 696 nucleotides long. Its product is annotated as Protein of unknown function DUF1997. Bases 1 to 696 code for a protein of 231 amino acids. The record is from RefSeq and is a predicted model, not a curated record. NCBI's taxonomy places the organism in Eukaryota, Viridiplantae, Chlorophyta, Mamiellophyceae, Mamiellales, Bathycoccaceae. The transcript has a single exon.